Messenger RNA from Paramecium primaurelia, 1248 nucleotides. The record is from the annotation of a GenBank genome assembly. NCBI's taxonomy places the organism in Eukaryota, Ciliophora, Oligohymenophorea, Peniculida, Parameciidae.
GAAUGGGUUCAGCAUGUAUUAAAAAGCAGCCACAUCCUCAACGAUAACAAUAAUAGCGACAAAUAUAAUCUCGAUAAUCAUAAAGCACAAAUUUGUCAUCACAUUAAAACACGUAACGUCGAGCUUCAGAAUCACAAUAACCUUAAUAACAAACUAACCAGAUAUAAAUCAAAGAAAACUCCUCCAAGCCUCUUUUAAAUAGUGGGGUAAAUGCUAACCUUAAUUUAGUUUACUUCACCAAGAUCUGAUUUAAAUGAUAAGUCAAUGACUAGCAAGAACGAACUAACUAAAGUUGAACCAUUAAAACAUCGCUUUCUCUAAUAAGAGUCAGAUAGUUAUCUUUUUAAAAAUAACGAUGCUCCAGAUUCAGAUAUAGCUAUAUAAGUCAAAGAACCAGAUAUAACAAACCAAAAUGUAGCCAAAGUAUUAAAAUCUCUCCCUCCCUUUUAAUAUGAUCCUGACUUAAAUAAAAAAUUUAAUGAUUGUAUCUCUUUACCACCUCAUGUAAUUAUACUUACUAUAAAAACUAGUAAUUCAUUAGUACAGGAAUUAUAUAUGUAGGGCAAUGGAGAAAUAAAUAAAAAUAAGGCAAAGGACGUUAAUAUUGGCCAGAUGGUACUUACUAUGAAGGAUAUUGGUUAAACCAUGGAGCCAAUGGCAAAGGAAGGUUAAUUCGUUCUGAUGGCUCCUAUUAUGUAUUUAUUAAUAAUCCUAUAAUUUCAGGAAGGAGAUUGGCUUGAUGAUUUAUAAUUUGGAUUUGGUAAAAAUGUUGAUUCAGAAGGUAAUAUUUAUGAAGGAGAAUGGAAAGAUGAUGAAAAAGAUGGUUAAGGAACAGAAAAAUGGGUAUCAGGAGAUACAUAUUCAGGUUAAUAUUAGGGAGGAAUGAAACAUGGUAAAGGAAAAUAUAUUUGGUCUAAUGGAAAUUGUUAUGAAGGAAAUUAUUUCAAAGAUUAAAUUGAUGGAUUUGGCACCUACAAAUGGCCAGACGGUUAAGUUUAUACUGGAGAGUGGGUUAAGAAUUAAAUGUAUGGAAAAGGUACGUUCAUUUGGGUUAAUGGCAAUAAAUAUGAAGGUGAUUAUAAAGAGGAUAAGAAGGAAGGUUAUGGAGUUUUCUUCUAUGCAGAUGGGAAAACAUACAAAGGAGCAUGGCAUAAUGGGAAAUAACAUGGAAAAGGAGUUUUAAUAGAAGCUGAUGGAAUGGAGAUAGUUGGUGUAUGGGAAAAAGGAAAACUAGUUUAAUAAGAAUGA